This is a messenger RNA of Podospora bellae-mahoneyi, 1871 nucleotides long. It is a transcript of the gene HCR1, whose product is annotated as Translation initiation factor 3 subunit J component. Gene Ontology annotation, molecular function: translation initiation factor activity. Bases 605 to 1447 code for a protein of 280 amino acids. NCBI's taxonomy places the organism in Eukaryota, Fungi, Ascomycota, Sordariomycetes, Sordariales, Podosporaceae. Gene Ontology annotation, cellular component: eukaryotic translation initiation factor 3 complex; cytoplasm. The transcript has 3 exons. The record is from RefSeq and is a predicted model, not a curated record.
CUUCGACACUGAACUUCCGCGAUGACCCGUGAAUGGAAUCGACUUAGUCAACCGAUUCUCUUGCCAAGCCAUGACUCGUCCCAACUGAACCAGGUGAGGCUGUUGCAAGGAUACCUGUCAUUGUUUGGCAAUUUGCAGGACAUUCACUCAGAUGAGCAGGGACAAUGCUAAGUGGGAGCCAUUGUGAUACAUUAGGUCCCAGUGCCGUUCAAAGAGGUGGCAGCCGGAUGCGAGUGGAUGGAUGUUGAUGGAAGCUUGAAGCCGCUGUAUCCAUAUUGACCUUAGAAGGUAAAUAUCAAAUAGUGGGGGGCCGCUGUUUGGGAGCAAACCUGGACACUGUGAAACUUGGGGGGCAUCGCUGGAGUGCGCACAACCUGGAACCUAAAUUGGUAGCCCUCCACCACGAACGGCGACACCAUCUUUUUUUCCCCCCUUUUCUGCUGCCCAACCUUGCUGCUGGAAACCUGAUCCACCGCAACAACCUUUUGCGCAGGCCGUCCAGAAGAAGCACAUAAACCGUUCCACUUCUUAGAAAUCCUUCCCUCACGCUAGAUUUUACCAGACAUCGCUCUUUUGCAGUACAGCAAAUAACAACACCAUCAACAUGCCUGGACCAAACAAGCGGUGGGACGAUGAAGAGGAGGAGUCUAGCUCCGGCACCGAGGCCCCAACCACCGCUGCCCCCGUCGGCCGCCGCAAGUUCGACGAUGAGGAGGCCGAGGACAGCGAUGUCCUAGACUCCUGGGACGCCGCCGAGGACUCCGAGGUAGAGCGCGAGAAGGCAAAGAAGGCUGCCGAAGCCAAGGCCAAGGCCGAAGCCGAAGCCGCUGCCAACAAGAAGAGCAAGGCCCAGCGCAUCGCCGAGCGCCAGGCCGAGCGCGCCCGCCAGCUCGCGGAGGAAUCCGAGAGCGACGGCGAAACCGAGGCCCAGAAGCGUGAGCGUCUCCGUCGCACCGAGAAGGAAGCCGAUCUUGCCCACGCCCAGGAUCUCUUUGGCGCCAUCGGCAUCAGCAGCGGCCGCAAGGCCAACGCCUCCGCCAGCGUUGUCCAGCUCCCCGGAAGCGACCCCAACAACACCAUCGAUCUCUCGACCCUGCCAAUCUUCAACCCACUCACCAAGGGCCAGUUCGAGACCCUCCGCAACGCGACAGCUCCUCUCCUCGCCUCCAACGCCAAGAAGGCCCACUUCGUCAACUUUGCCCAAGAGUACUUCAAGCAGAUCAUCAAGGACUGCAAGUCUGACGAGAUCAAGAAGGUCGCUAGCGCCCUGACAGCCCUCAGCAACGAGAAGCUGAAGGAGGAGAAGGCGGCCGAGAAGGGCGGCAAGAAGACCAAGGCUGCCAAGACCAAGACCUCUCUGGCGGGUGUGUCCCGUGGCGGUGGUGUUGCUCAAGAUACCGCUACCUACGAUGAUGAUGAGGCCUUUGGAGAUGAUGACUUUAUGUGAAAGCUCCCCCGAAUGAAUGAGCAGCCUGCCGCUUCAUUCCGCCAUCGUCACAGACUUUGACAUUCAAUGCCAGGCGAGAGAUUGGGCUUUGGGACACAAGAAGCUCAAUAGGGUUACCUGGCAGAUGGAAAACCUGCGCACUGGAGAAGCCGGGCCAGAACAUGAUGGGAGAUGCUGCCGACCCCUAUCCACCGCGUCAAGGCCGGGGAGAGUUUGGCAUGUACAGUACAACAAAAUUUGGAAUGGGCCUGGGAGUGUAGCUCGGGAGGGAAUUUGUCAUUCAGCCAGCGGCUAGUUCAGUACGAGAGAGCGGCGGUAUUGAAGGCGUUUGGAUGGUUAUCUAGACAGCCAGAACGAACAUAGAUCAGCGGAGCAAUGGGGAAAUAUCAAGAUAGCUCAAAAUCUGUGAAGCAAGAGGUGGUAU